AUGCCGGCCGUCAAGUCCCUCCUAGCAGUCUUCCUGCUCUUCGGCGCCAAUGUCCUAGCCGCGCCCGCCGAGGCAGUCGCAUCUGUCGACGAGCGUGCCGCGCUCGAGAACCCCAACGCGGACGUCGCAGCCCGCCAAGCCCCGGGCGGGCCAGGAGGGGAGGGCGACGACCUCGGGGCAACCGCGGCGUGGCGCGGGGGCCACCACUGGGACCCCUGGCGCCACCGGGGACCCUGGCACCACGGGCACCGCUGGGGCCACGGCUUCGCGGACCGGGACGCCAAGGCGGAGGACGACGUCGCGGCCCCGCAGCUUUCUGCGAGGGACGAGAAGGAAGACGACGCGAAGAAGGCGGAGGCGGAGCAUGACGGAGACGAGGUGGAUGCGUACCGCUACGGACCUGGUGGUUACGGCGGCGGUUAUCGCGGCGGAUACGGUGGUGGUUGGGGCGGACGCGGCGGAUACGGUGGCGGUUGGGGCGGACACGGUGGUGGCUGGGGUGGACGCGGUGGUGGCUGGGGCGGACGUGGUGGUGGUUGGGGCGGUCACAAGAGGGAUGAGAUGGAGGAGCGGAGUUAUGGACAUGGACAUGGUGGUGGUCGUGGUGGUGGUCGUGGUGGUGGUCGUGGUGGUGGCCGUGGCGGCCGUGGCGGCGAGUAAAUAGUCAGCCUAUUGGUCUAUGACAAAAAGGGGGUUAAUAGGAGAAUUGGGGGAAAUAGGUUCUGGGGAAAUUGAGAUGAUGGGAUAAUUAGUGAAAAGAAUACACAGGACAAAUAUUUAUUCGCAAUAUAUCAUACAGAUUUUACUAUCAAAA
Molecule: messenger RNA, 814 nt
Organism: Daldinia caldariorum
Lineage: Eukaryota; Fungi; Ascomycota; Sordariomycetes; Xylariales; Hypoxylaceae
Exons: 2
Coding region: 1-660 (219 amino acids)
Source: RefSeq, a predicted model, not a curated record